AUGAAAAUCUUAACAUCUCCAUUCCCAAUCCCACUAACACAGUAUAGCAAGCUCCAUUUUCCGUUCAAAGCUCACCUCCCAAAUCUCAAACCCGUAUGCAGAGCCUCCAUUAUUCCACCACCAGCAGACUUUGAUUUCAAGAAUGAAAUUCUCAGAAUUUCAACAAGCACAAUAGCCAAAACCCAUCCAGAAUUGCUCGAUUUGGCGCAUAAUGGGACCUUGGUACUGAUCAACAAAAGUCAAUAUGGACCAGUCCCUCCAUGGAGAAGUGAAUUUGUAGAACCGGAGGCCAUUUGGCUUAUUGGUACCACCCAUAUAUCCCAAGAAUCUGCUUCUGAUGUUCUAAGGGUUAUCCGUGCUUUGAGGCCUGACAAUGUUGUUGUGGAGCUAUGCAGAAGCAGAGCUGGGAUCAUGUAUGCUUCUGACAAUGGUGAGCUCAAUCAGCAGUUGAGGUCAAACAUGUUUUCCUUGAGUGGUUCUGGGUUCUUUGGGGCUGUUGGCCGCAGUAUUAACUUGGGGGGUCAAACUGCUUUAGCACUGCGCCUACUGUUCGCGGCAUUCUCUUCAAAAAUGUCUUCAGAUAUUGAUCGUCCUUUUGGUGAUGAGUUUCGUGCUGCUAGAAAGGCUUCUGAAGAAAUUGGUGCUCAAAUAGUGUUGGGGGAUCGACCAAUUGAAAUAACUCUUGAAAGAGCAUGGAGUUCACUUAAGUGGAAGGAGAAGCUGAGCUUAGUGUCUACUGUCAUUCGUGGAAUAACGUCGUCCAAGUUUUCCAUGGAUACAUUAAAGGAAUCUAGUACUAGUGAUGACAACUUCCAGCUCUAUGACCAGCUAAGCUCUUCAUAUCCAUCACUGUUGCCACCUCUCAUAUAUGAACGUGAUACAUAUCUUGCUUGGUCCCUGAAGAGGAGCAAAGCUGUGAAUAACGGUAAGAAAGUAGUGGGAGUUAUGGGAAAGGGCCACAUGAACGGAGUUAUAUACUCGCUUGUUUCAGAUCAAGGAAACUUGCGAUUCCAAGACCUUGCCGGGAAGAGGCCUUCAGGGGAUGACUACGGCUGGGUUGGUUCAAUUGCCAAAGACUUGGUAAGAGAUACUGCAAUUGGCAUUCUACUAUGGCUAUUGUAUGAGCAGAUGAAAUCAAUGCUAUAG
Molecule: messenger RNA, 1146 nt
Organism: Fraxinus pennsylvanica
Lineage: Eukaryota; Viridiplantae; Streptophyta; Magnoliopsida; Lamiales; Oleaceae
Source: the annotation of a GenBank genome assembly